Messenger RNA from Chrysochloris asiatica (Cape golden mole), 1374 nucleotides. RefSeq names its product kaptin (actin binding protein) (gene KPTN). Gene Ontology annotation, biological process: actin filament organization; cellular response to amino acid starvation; negative regulation of TORC1 signaling. Gene Ontology annotation, molecular function: actin filament binding. The coding region runs from base 91 to 1374 and encodes 427 amino acids. The transcript has 12 exons. Lineage: Eukaryota; Metazoa; Chordata; Mammalia; Afrosoricida; Chrysochloridae. The record is from RefSeq and is a predicted model, not a curated record. Gene Ontology annotation, cellular component: KICSTOR complex; actin cytoskeleton; lamellipodium.
CUCGGCUGUCCCUGUCACUUUGGGAGCGGCGAGUGGGGUAGGUUUGGCGACUGCGGGCACUACAAAAAGAGUGAGUGGCUAAGGGUCGUGAUGGGCGAAGCGGCUUUAGCGACGGGGCCUUGCCCCUUGCGCGAGGACAGCUUCACGCGCUUCUCGUCGCAAAGCAACGUGUACGGGCUGGCAGGCGGUGCGAGCGGGCGCGGGGAGUUGCUAGCAGCCACCCUUAAAGGCAAGGUGCUCGGCUUCCGCUAUCAAGACCUCCGACAGAAAAUCAGGCCCGUGGCCAAGGAGCUGCAGUUCAACUAUAUUCCCGUGGACGCGGAGAUUGUCUCCAUCGACACCUUCAACAAGUCACCCCCAAAGCGGGGCCUGGUCGUGGGGAUCACAUUCAUCAAGGAUUCAGGGGACAAGGGCAGCCCCUUUCUUAACAUUUACUGUGAUUAUGAACCCGGCUCGGAGUACAACCUUGAUUCCAUUGCCCAGAGCUGCCUGAAUCUGGAGCUUCAGUUCACCCCUUUCCAGCUGUGCCACGCCGUGGUCCAGAUUGGGGACCAGCUGGAGACUGUGUUUCUUCUGAGUGGCAACAACCCAGCCAUUCAUCUCUACAAGGAGAAUGAGGGGCUGCAUCAGUUUGAGGAGCAGCCAGUAGAAAAUCUCUUCCCAGAGCUCACGAAUCUGACCAGUAGCGCCCUCUGGCUUGAUGUCCACAACCUGCCUGGUACAUCCCGGCGGCUCACAGCCCUGGGCUGUCAGAAUGGUUACGUUCGUGUUGCCCACGUGGACCAGCAGAAUCGAGAGGUUUUGCAGACGUGGACAAUCCAGCAGGACGGCCCCAUCUCUCGAGUGAUUGUGUUCAGCCUCUCUGACCCUCAGGAGACCAAGGAAAGCCCCAAUAGGGAAGAAUACAGUGUGCUCGUGACCAGCAUGUUGGAGCCUGCUGUUGUGUAUCGGGACCUGCUGCAUCGAGGUCUUGAGGACCAGCUUCUCCUCCCAGGCAGUGACCAGUUUGACAGCAUCCUCUGUGGCCUGGUCACCGACGUGGAUUUCGAUGGGCGACUGGAAGUCCUAGUGGCCACCUAUGGACAGGAGCUGCUCUGUUACAAGUACUGGGCCCCAGAGUCCGGCCUUCCCGAGGCCGACCAUGGAUUCCACCUGUUGUGGCAACGGAGUUUCUCCAGCCCGCUGUUGGCCAUGGCACAUGUGGACCUGACCGGGGAUGGGCUUCGGGAGCUGGCUGUGGUCUCCCUGAAGGGCGUGCAUAUUCUGCAGCACAGCCUAGUCCAGGCCUCAGAGCUAGCCCUGCGCCGACUCCGACACCAAGUGGAGCAGAAAAGACGUCAGCAGCAACAGGGUCUGGAGACCCCAGCCUCCUGA